AUACCACACAAGUUAGGUUAACGUUAAAUGUUAAAUGUUAAUGUUUAAAAAUUAAAAGGCAUGAUUAAGUUUAAGUUACCUAGAAAUUUACCGAAUUCCACAUUUCAACACUGUAAACUUUGUUCUUCUCGAAAUAACUUUAAAGACAGUCCAAAAAGUUUACAAAAAAGUGAAGACAAUGAGCUUAUCCCAAAAAAAUAUGAUCCAAAACAAAUUUCUAGAAAUGAUAUGAAAUGGAGAACACCUUGGCAUCAAAAAGAAGGCCAGUAUUAUAAUUUCCUAAGAACUUUCUACAAAGAAGACAACAACAGAAGUGUUCUAAAAACAUUACAAACACCCAUUGAUGUGUCUCCGUCAAGUAUUAAAAACUGGUGGUCUUCGAAGACAGAAGAAAGAGAUAUUAUUUUGCAGUCGUAUCUGCCUCAGAGAAAUCAAAUGUUAGGUAAUGAAUUAGCUGCAGCUCAUUUUAUUGUUCAUCGUGGUGGUUCUGUUAAAUUUUUUAAUGAAGAAAAGUGGAUAAAAGCCAAUGAACACAAUGAAUAUACUCUACCAAAGUUUUAUGAGGAAGGGAAAAUUCUUGAAGCCAUUGACUGUAGCGAUAUGAAUUUAAUGUAUGAAGGUUUAGUAAAUCUAAGAGAUCUAAAAAAUGUUGUGUGGUUGAGUCUUAACGGUUGUGAAAAAAUGGAUGACUGGUGUAUGGACAGAAUAAGCAAUAUUUUUAGUCAUAGCUUGGUUUAUUUAGAUCUAAGAAAUUGUCCGAAUAUUACAGACCGAGGAAUUGGUGCGUUGUAUAAGCUGAUGAAAUUAAAAAUUUUAUAUCUAGAUGAUUUUCUGCGGUCAACCACGUACGAAAUGACUUGUUUACUUUUACAGGAAGCAAAUCCUCAGUUAGAUAUAAGAAGUGAUCCUGUAGUAUUUGAAACAUAAAUAAAUCUUGUCAACACAU
Molecule: messenger RNA, 946 nt
Organism: Anoplophora glabripennis (Asian longhorned beetle)
Lineage: Eukaryota; Metazoa; Arthropoda; Insecta; Coleoptera; Cerambycidae
Product: distal membrane-arm assembly complex protein 2
Exons: 1
Coding region: 61-927 (288 amino acids)
Source: RefSeq, a predicted model, not a curated record